UAAAAAUACAAAGAUGACUACACGAGAGUCUGGGAGAGUUAAGGAAGGAGAGAAAAGGAGAGUUCUAGAUGAUGCGGCGAGAAAAAGGAGAGCCCGUAAAGCCGUUGAGGCACUCGAACAGGAUAAUUUCCAUGAAGACCCCCACGCAGAUCUGGUUAUGUCGAAAAAGGUGCCCAAGUUCUCAGAUUCUAAUGAAAAGCCCACAAGGAAGAAAAAGGCAAAAAGUGCGGAAUAUUACAAAAUGAGAUUUAGGAAAACGUUUGCGCAAUUGGUUGAAGAAGAUGCCAGUUACAGGCCUGAGCCACCUAAUUAUAUGUCAGCCCAAGUUGGGCCAUCAAAAUUUCCUGAUCGCCAUUUCUGCGCCGUUUGUGGAUUUUUAUCGAACUACACCUGCAUAUCCUGUGGGGCGAGAUACUGCUCCGUAAGAUGUCUCGGGACACAUUUAGACACGAGAUGCCUCAAAUGGACUGCUUAAAAUACUUACGUUUUAACAAUUCCGCGCACUUAUCACUUCUCGUAUAAAGACAAUAAAGUUUAUUUUGUCAAUAA
Molecule: messenger RNA, 549 nt
Organism: Pararge aegeria (speckled wood butterfly)
Lineage: Eukaryota; Metazoa; Arthropoda; Insecta; Lepidoptera; Nymphalidae
Product: zinc finger HIT domain-containing protein 1
Exons: 2
Coding region: 14-475 (153 amino acids)
Biological process (GO): chromatin remodeling
Cellular component (GO): Swr1 complex
Molecular function (GO): nucleosome binding
Source: RefSeq, a predicted model, not a curated record